Molecule: messenger RNA, 912 nt
Organism: Geosmithia morbida
Lineage: Eukaryota; Fungi; Ascomycota; Sordariomycetes; Hypocreales; Bionectriaceae
Product: protein of unknown function (DUF202)
Exons: 3
Coding region: 1-912 (303 amino acids)
Source: RefSeq, a predicted model, not a curated record
AUGGCUAAUACCGAUCCGAGCAAGAACGCCCGGCAGCGGGCCGACGACAUGGCUGCCGCGACGGCCACACCCGACACCAACGGAAACUUCAAUCCACGCAACACCGUCACCGCCGCCAGCGGUAGCAGCAGCAACAAUGCGGGGUUGAGGAGGACCCUCACGUCCCUGUCCUUUUACGAAGAUGCCCGCUCGCACGCCGAGGCCGACGAGACCACGGCCGUGCUGUCCCCGCUCUUUGGCGGAUCCCUGCGAAACUACCGGACGACGACGGGCUCCGCGCCUCCGCAGCACUCGUCGACGCUGCCGAUUCCCCGUCGAGGAAGCCCCGGGGCUACCAGAACAUCGUACCCACAGUCGCUGCCUAGCCUACGCGUCAGACGCAAGCCGAGGGAUGAUGACGACGGCGGUGACGACGGUGACGAGGACGAGCCCGACGAGGAUGGGCAGCAGCAGCAGCAGCAGAGUGGCCAGACAGACGGCGAGAAAAAGGCAACGUGGUGGACGAGGGUCAUAUCGCCUCUCCAGUCUAUAGAGCUGGAGAAUCACGGCAGCGUGGCUAGAGACCACCUAGCGCUCGAGAGGACAUUCCUCGCCUGGCUGCGCACGUCACUGGCCUUUGCCUCCAUCGGCAUCGCCGUCACGCAGCUCUUCCGACUCAACACGUCAGUGUCCGACCCGGUCAUGCAGAAUACGCUGCGCAAGUUUGGCAGGCCGCUCGGCGCCACGUUCCUGGCCAUCAGCAUCGUCAUCCUGCUCCUGGGGUACCGACGCUUCCGUCUCAGUCAGCGGUGGAUCAUCCAGGGCAAGUUCCCGGCUAGUCGCGGGACGGUCAUAGCUCUCGUGCUCAUCACCCUGGCUAUCAUGCUCGUGUCGCUCAUUGUGGUUGUUGCGAUCCAUCCAGGAGGGGUAUGA